Molecule: messenger RNA, 333 nt
Organism: Closterium sp. NIES-67
Lineage: Eukaryota; Viridiplantae; Streptophyta; Zygnematophyceae; Desmidiales; Closteriaceae
Source: the annotation of a GenBank genome assembly
AACGCACCAACAUGAGAUCGUCUCUUCACACCGAAACCAGACGGAAGCCUACGCUUGUGCUUCAAUUACCGAGCUCUCAACAAGCAGACCAUAAAACAGUGAAUACCCGAUUCCACGAAUCGAUGACCUGCUUGACCAACUUCGGGGAGCUACGGUAUUCUCCAAACUGUAUUUGCGGUCUGGAUACUGGCAGAUACGAAUGGCAGACAAUUCCAUCCACAAAACUGCCUUCCAAACUCGUCCGUACGAGUAUCUCAAAUUGCUGCUCUACCGACUCACCAAUGCACCGGCAACCUUUCAAGUCGAAAUGAACCACAUUUUAUGCCCACUACU